Molecule: messenger RNA, 1227 nt
Organism: Bipolaris oryzae ATCC 44560
Lineage: Eukaryota; Fungi; Ascomycota; Dothideomycetes; Pleosporales; Pleosporaceae
Exons: 3
Coding region: 1-1227 (408 amino acids)
Source: RefSeq, a predicted model, not a curated record
AUGAGACAUAAUUCAUUCGCCCCACUCCUCUUGCUGGCUCCUGCGACCAUCAUCGCAGCGACUUUGCGUCAGAGAGAGCUCUCUCCUGCUACUCAAUUAAGCGAUAGCUGGGCAUACUCUGGUUGUUAUGUCGAUUCCAUCGCAGUACGAGCACUUAACUCUGCAUCCCAGGGAGAUGGGACUAGUAUGAGCGCUCAAACCUGCACUGCCUUUUGUGGUGCACGUGGUUACCCUGUAGCUGGCUUAGAGUACGGCUCAGAAUGCUGGUGUGGUACGGCUCUCCCGUCGCAGGUUGCAACCGAUCCUGCUACAUGCAACAUGCCUUGUUCAGGUGACUCCCCCCAAGUAUGUGGCGGUCCAGAUAGACUUACUGUAUACUCGCGACCUGCAUUUUCACGAACCAAGCCAAGCCCAACUGGCUGGCAGUCUCUCGGGUGCUACACCGAUAAUGUUAGUGCUCGUACCCUUUCAGAUCCGCGUGCAGCUGGCGACCAAAUGUCGGUCGAGCUUUGUGCUUCUGCUUGUGCUGGGUCAAAAUAUUUCGGUGUGGAGUAUGCUGGCGAGUGCUUCUGUGGCGACAAUAUCCUGAAUGGAGGCACGAGUGCAUCGGACGGAUGCAACAUGCCUUGCAGAGGGGACACAAGCGAAUUUUGCGGAGGCUCUAACCGUUUGAACUUGUAUCAAGCUGUUCAAUCCCAGCCAGAGCCUGUUUGCGCACCCACGAUUCAGACCGGUGGACAAAUCUUCAACGGUGGCUUCGAACUCGGCUCAACCUGGACACGCAACCCGUCGACCACUGGGAUCUCAAAGGAAGUCUCUGGCCUAGCAUAUGAAGGUUGCUACUCAGAACUCAUAUCGCCUAUAAACCCUGCUAGCGCGUUGCGGUCGGUUGCUAUUGUAUCCAACGCGGGCGUUACCCCAGGCAGCGUGCACACCUUUUCCUUCUACCUUGGCCGUCGCAGUAGCUCAGCCGGCUAUGGUGCUUUAGUAAAUAUGAAAUUGACUACGCCAGCUGGUGUGGUGUAUUGGGGAUUGACAUUCCAGGCAUGUGCGGGCGCUCAAUGCAACCUUGUGGGUACAGGAGGCACGGUUUGGAAGAAAUAUCAGACCACAAUCUACUUCAACUAUGCUCAGAGCCUACCGCUUACCAUUACCACGAGCUGGAGUGGUGCGACUAAGCUUGAUGGUACUGAUGAUGUGUUCAUUGAUGGUAUCACUAUCACCUAA